CAGAGAUCAAGCUAUCAUACAUGAAGUAGCACUGUUUAUAAACAAAAAAAAGUAAUUGGAAUUUAAUAUGUAGUACACAUCGUUUAAAUAUGUAUAAUUGCCCAUACUAUCUAAAUUCAUAACGAUUAUAGUAAAUAGUGUUGAAUAAUAUUCGUUUGGAAUUGCAAUUAAUUAAUCCGCAUUGUCAAUAAUAAAUAAAAAUGAAUGCUAAUAUCUGCAGGUGUUGUUUAACAAAAAACUGUUCUAUUAAAAUGAAUGAAGAGUAUUGUCUUAACUUACCCGGCGAGACAGAAAUAUACGAAAAUAUUUUACGUGAAACGUUUGAUAUUAUCUUAUAUCAACACAAAAGCACACAGAAAUACAUAUGCAAGGGUUGCGUGGUAAAAUUGCAUGAUGCCACAAUCUUCAAGCAGCAAGUUUUGAGAUCUGAAGAAGCAUUCUUAGCUCUAAUUCAUCACCAAGAAUCCUCAUCUCAUCUUGGCUCAGUCAAGCAAGAGAUACCAGAUGAUGACACUAAUGAGAAGAGUGCUGUGGCUGAUGAUGUGAUAAAUAAUGGGUGUCUUAUCAAAGACAAGCAGGUACCGCAUCGCAGAAAAAUUGGUGAUACGGUUCCAAAUGAUGCCAAGAAACCGAUGCUUAAGGCAAACAGGAAAUGCCUUAAAAAGCAAUCUCCGAAUACAAUUCAAAAGGAAAAUACUUUGAAAUUAAUAAAAAACUCAAACAUGUGCUUGUUUAAGUCGUUUAAGACGAAGUUCGGAUGCUACCAAUGCGGCGAACGUUUCCUAAAUAUCUUGGAUUUACGGGAACAUUCCCGCAGGCACACGGACACUAGGAAAACGGAGACCGGGGUCAUGAACCUCAAGGGCGUGUCGUGUCUGAACGCCGAAAUAUCCGAUCUCGAAUGCAAACUGUGCUCUAAAGACCUCAAAGGUCUGGCCCAACUGCAGACGCACCUAAUCGAAGCCCACGGCAUAAAGUUCGAAAGUCCCAAGCACUAUUUAGUGCCGUACGAGAUUCGAAACGGCUUUCGCUGUACCAUAUGCGGUCAAAAGUUCGAGAGCUUUCUGCGUUUGCACAUCCACAUGAACAGCCACUCUUCAAACAAUGUCUGCGAGGUCUGCGGGGUCUCGUACGUGAACCGGACCAGUCUCAGGGUCCACGUUCAAGGUCAGCACCGAGAGAAGAAAUGCCCUCAAUGCCCUAUGGUGUUUCCGGGGAAUUCGGCGAAAUCGGCCCACUUGCACAAGGUCCACGCCAAGAAGCCGUACUUGAGACGCUGUUUGCAUUGCGAUAAGACAUUCCCAUACGCGUACCAGUUGAACGAGCACUGCGUUAGCGAACACGGCAGGAAGCGCGAGUCCCACUGCUGCCAAGAGUGCGGCAAGCUGUUCUUGACCCGGCAAAAUCUGCGGAUCCACACGAAAUCGGUUCACGUCAGGGAACGCAAGCACGGCUGCGCUGCCUGCGACAUGAGAUUCUUCACGAAGUUCGAUUUAAGUCGACACGAGGCGACGCACGAGGACGUCAGACCCUUCUCCUGCGCGAAUUGCGAGACCAAAUUCAAGAAUAAGGAAUCGCUGCGAAGGCAUAUUAAAAGGCAACAUUCAAUGUAGAUCGAAAUGGGAUUACGCUGGAUAAUGAUAGUGAUAGGACCGGUCGUGAUGGCGAAGCUCUAGGGUGGAUAUGUCCAGAAUUGGACGGCAAUGGGCUAAUGAUUCUUCUUAUUCUGUGCCGCCGCGCACCGGCCUGCCAACGCCUUGUACAUCAUUAUUACGCGCUUGAUCAUUAUUUUAAAAACUGCGAUAUUUUCUAAGAUACUGAUCGAAAUCAAAUGAUGUAAAGGGCAUAUUUCUUUUGAAUUAAAUACUUGUAAUUAAUAACGUAUUUAUUUCGACAGGGACUAAUAUAUUUAUAAAAACACCUUUACAAAUAAUGCUUUAUUUUAGAACAAAUUUGGUUAGCAUAAAAAACGUUAUGGACAGCCAACCAUAACAUAUAGACAAUAGAUGGCAUGUCAUGGCGGGAAACAAUUCUGUCAUACAUUAUUUUAGCGAAACUUUAACCGCUCCCACAGCACACGCAGCGGAAGCUUUCAAAAGAAAACGAAAAAAAACGAUUUUGAAACAUUAUUUAUUAGUGCUUUGCUCGUAUAGGUCUCUGCUUGCCUUCCUCAAUAAAUGGGCUAUCUAACACGGAAAUGAUUUUUCAAAUCGGACCAGUAGUUCCUGAGAAUAGCGCGUUCAAACAAAUAAACAAACAAAGAAACAAACUCCUCAGCAGUAAUAAAAUAGAAAAUAGAAAUAGAAAAUCUGAAAAAAUGGCGCUAAAUUUGAAAUCUGUUUUUUAAAACAUUAUAUAUCGACGCUUGAAAGGCAAACGUGACUACGCGUCAAUGCGUGAACUUUACAGUAGACUAAUUUAAAGUUGAAAUAACUGAAAAAAAAAUUUUUUUAACGAAACUAGCUGUAGUAGAAUCUAGCUAGUAGCUGUAGGAUUGAAAUGAUUUAACAGACCUAGAUAUAUUUUAUAUUUUUUUUGCGCAUCGAAUAUGGUUAUUGCCUAUCAUUUAUGUACAAAGCAGUUAUUGUCGCUUAGUCACGUUUGCCUUUCAAGCGUCGAUAUAUAAAUCACAUUCUCAAAAAUGGUGCUAAAUUAAUCUGAUAUUUGAGUCGACUAUUAUCAAAGCCGGCACUCUGACUUUUGGACAAUGAUUGGUAAAUCAGAAAAACGAAUUAUUGACUUUGUAUUCCAUUGGCAGUCACAAAACUCUUCGGAACGACAUCUUAGAUAAAUAACAGGUUAACUAUUAACCUUUAUUUAAUGCAGGUUUUGAACCGUAUUCUUUGAAGGAGACGAUUAUAUUCAAAUCAAUCUGUAUUGACAUAUCAAUAAAUUUUUUUGUUCAAAUGCACAGAUUGCUACCUUUGAUAAUAGACGACUCAUUUAUAAAAAUAUCGAAAUGACAAACUCGAAAAUGGCGCUAAAUUAAUCUAUUAUUUAAAAAAAACAGAAAUGACUCUCAAAAAUGGCAUUACGAAACCUGUUAAUAAAAUAAAAACAUAAAUGACAUUCUCAAAAACGGCGUUCAAUUAAUCUGUAAUUUAAAAAAACUAAUCAGAGAAAUGACACUAAAAAAUGGCGCUAAAUAAAUCUGCUAUUCAAAAAAAAUGGAAAUGACAUUCUCAAAAAUGGCGCUAAAUUAAUCUGUUAUUUAAAAACUAAUCACAAAUGACACUCAAAAAUGGCGCUAAAUUAAUCUAUUAUUUAAAAAAAUCAGAAAUGUCAGAUCAGACGUGAGCUUAAAUAAGUCAUGUCAAGACGAACAAAACACAACGAAAAAAAAAGCUAAGUCGGUUGAGGUCUUUUCAAAUUCUAUAAUUCAUGUAGCAAUUGAUUCUAUUAUUACUUACAUGAGACGCAGGUGGAAUUAUUAAACACGAUACUUUAUUUUGGAAAUCAAUCCCAAACACUUGUUUUGUACGAUCAUAUUAUGCAUACGAGUAAAUUCGAGUUAGGUUUAUUUUAAUUUAUUAAUUAUCAUUAGAGUAGGAUAGAAAGACUUUCUACGUAAAUGGUAAUAAAAAUAAAUGGUUCAGGUUUUAAAUAUAUUUUAACGACAGAAGUCACGAUAUAUUGUUUUUCUCAACCCAUAGCACACUUUGCUAUGUUAAGACUUGUAUUCAUAACAUUUCCACUUCUUACACUAGCGCUAUGUCGGUGAAUCUUCCAACAAUAACUUGCUGCUUACAGACGGACACUUUUUCAACCCUGUCCCCUAUACAAGUUGCUCCCUUUCUUGUUACUUUGACCUUCAGUGUGCUUAGUGCGAGUUUCUUAAUGUUCUAGAAAGCGUAAAAGUUUAGCCAAUUUUGUAUGCAGUUGGAACAGCGCCCCUAGCGGCAAACGCAUUCAAACGAUCCCAUUCCAUACAAAUAUGAGCUAACUUUUACGCUAUCGAGAACGUUAAAAAACUCGCACUAAGCACACAAUGCGCUGACGGAUGAUCGGGAACCACUGAAGUAUGAAACCUAUAGGUCUAUGUCGGGAACCUAGACAUAUUUAUGACAUCGACAUUAGAAAUUGACAUAUUAUGUCAUAUUAUGCAUUAUUUGUAAUAUUUUUAUAGAAAUAUUUUUAUUUUUAUAUGGAAUAUACGUUAAAGGAUAUAUACGCUGAUUGCGCGGAGAUCAAAAGGAAAAAACCAUAUGAUCAUGUUAAUGAAGAAAUAGCGAAGAGAAUCGGCAGCGAGUACAGAACGCUGCCGACGUACGAAAAAGGUCUUUACGAAGAAGUGUUUAAGAGGCACUAUUCUCUGCACGAUAACGAGCUGCUGAAAUGCCGAUGGACACAGUACAAGAAACAUUUGGAGGGUAGGGUGUUUGCGCCCUUCCAGUUUCCCGACGUGAGAGAUCUUCACUUCUACAACUGCGCCAUUCGAUUCUUGCCGUCCGAAUCGAUACAUCGCAGAACCAAAUAUGGAUUUAAAUUGAAACCCGGACCUGGCGUCGACGACUUUGGCCAGAUGCCCAUACCGCAAGAGCUAAUCAUUAAACGUUUUUAAACGAAUUUAUUAUUGAGAUGUUAUUAUGUUUUUUAAUAAACUUUUUUUUAAAUUUU
Molecule: messenger RNA, 4617 nt
Organism: Bombyx mori (domestic silkworm)
Lineage: Eukaryota; Metazoa; Arthropoda; Insecta; Lepidoptera; Bombycidae
Product: zinc finger protein 14
Exons: 6
Coding region: 201-1613 (470 amino acids)
Biological process (GO): regulation of transcription by RNA polymerase II
Cellular component (GO): nucleus
Molecular function (GO): DNA-binding transcription factor activity, RNA polymerase II-specific; zinc ion binding; RNA polymerase II transcription regulatory region sequence-specific DNA binding
Source: RefSeq, a predicted model, not a curated record